Molecule: messenger RNA, 1735 nt
Organism: Suncus etruscus (white-toothed pygmy shrew)
Lineage: Eukaryota; Metazoa; Chordata; Mammalia; Eulipotyphla; Soricidae
Gene: PRSS8
Product: serine protease 8
Exons: 6
Coding region: 181-1215 (344 amino acids)
Biological process (GO): positive regulation of sodium ion transport; proteolysis
Molecular function (GO): serine-type endopeptidase activity; sodium channel regulator activity
Source: RefSeq, a predicted model, not a curated record
CCGGCCUUGGAGCCCCCAGCGUCUCCCCUUUGCUCGCCGCCCCCUGAGAGCCAAAGCCAGCCUCUCAUCAGCUCCGCCUUCACAGCAUCGAGUCCCAGGGGCUGCCCUUUGGGCCUGACAUCUCGAUCUUGCCUUCACACCCAGUCCAACGCCUUCCGUCUGGUGCCCCCGUCCUGGGCCAUGGCCCAGAGUGCGGGGCUGAGAGCUGAGCGACUGGAAACGGUGGUCCUUGUGCUUCUGUUGGGAUCGGUCUUGCUCUGGACGGGAGCUGAUGGGGCUGAAGCUGCCUGUGGUGUCGUUCCCCAGGCCCGCAUUACUGGUGGCAGCAGUGCGGCCGCCGGUCAGUGGCCCUGGCAGGUCAGCGUUAUCUACGAUGGCAUCCAUGUGUGCGGUGGCUCUCUCGUGUCUGACCAGUGGGUGCUGUCAGCUGCUCAUUGCUUCCCAAGAGAACAUAGGAAGGAAGACUAUGAGAUCAAACUGGGGGCCCACCAGCUGGAUGCCCUCACCCCAGCAACAUACCAGGUCCUCCAGGUGGCCCAGAUCAUCUCCCACCCCAGCUACCGAGAUGAGGGCUCCCAAGGCGACAUUGCACUCGUCAAACUGGCCAGGCGGGUCACUUUCACCCGAUACAUCCGGCCUGUCUGCCUUCCUGCAGCUAAUGCCUCCUUCCCCAACGGCCUCCGCUGUACUGUCACUGGAUGGGGCCAUGUGGCCCCCUCAGUGAGCCUUAGUGCCCCCAGGACACUACAGCAACUUGAGGUUCCACUCAUUAGUCGUAGAACAUGCAACUGCCUCUACAACAUCAGAGCCAAGCCCGAGGAGCCCCAUUUUAUCCAGCAGGACAUGAUGUGUGCCGGCUAUGUGCAGGGGGGCAAAGAUGCCUGCCAGGGUGAUUCUGGGGGCCCACUCUCCUGUCCUAUGGGAGGCCUCUGGUACCUCGCAGGCAUUGUGAGCUGGGGUGAUGCCUGUGGAGCCCCCAACCGGCCAGGUGUAUACACUCUGACCUCCAGCUAUGCCUCCUGGAUUCACCACCAUGUGGCGGAGCUCCAGCCUAGAGUGCUGUCUAAAAUACAGGACGACUUCCAGCCUGAUGACCACCUCUGUAAGAACUCUCCAGCCUUCAAUUCUGUCCCAGCCCAGGCCUGGUGGGGGCCCAUCCUUCUGCUACCACUAGGUCUGACCCUGGGCCUCAACCUUCCGGGGCACCAGCAUUGAGGCCCUCUGCAGCAACACAUCUCAUCAAAAGCUGAGACUGUUCCCAAGAGAGGACUAGGCCAUGCUUUGGAUUCCUGGGACCUCAGAGCUUCUCCUUCCUCCCAGAACCCAAGAGGGAGUCCAAGACACAGUCCUGGCCCACUCUUCUGGGUUUGUUCUGUGGACUAUAGACUUGACUGCCUGUGGUAUGGCCAGAAUCUCUGACCACUUCCACUUGCUCCCCAUUGCCUACUGAAUGGGCUCCUAUGGAGCCCUGAGGAGCCCUAGCAAUGGAAACUAGCCCCAACUCCCACUUGACGGGCAGCUGCUUGAAGGACACUUGCUUGAGGAACCCCAUUCCUUGUCCUCUUCCUGUCUUCUGGGUUUAAGCAGCAAGUCUUCAGGGAUAAAAAGUUUGCCCUAAUCUUGCCCUUCAGCAGCCAUUCCCCCACCAUCACCAUCACCACACACCAUGAACCCUGAUUUUCGGACUCCGGAGGACUGAGCCCCCACCGGAACUGGGCUUGGUUUGGCUCUGGGU